This is a messenger RNA of Trametes versicolor FP-101664 SS1, 1301 nucleotides long. Its product is annotated as FMN-linked oxidoreductase. Gene Ontology annotation, molecular function: NADP binding; FMN binding; NADPH dehydrogenase activity. Lineage: Eukaryota; Fungi; Basidiomycota; Agaricomycetes; Polyporales; Polyporaceae. The record is from RefSeq and is a predicted model, not a curated record. The transcript is spliced from 4 exons. Gene Ontology annotation, cellular component: intracellular anatomical structure. The coding region runs from base 1 to 1245 and encodes 414 amino acids.
AUGGCCCCGCAAUUCAACGCUCCCGCCGCAGGCACCUCUUACUUCACCCCCGCUCAGUACCCGCCCGCGGGUACCGUCUACGACCCUCAGCCCGAUGGCAAGGCCAUCCCCAUUCUCUUCACGCCCCUCAAGAUUCGCGGCGUUGAGUUCCAGAACCGCAUUUGGCUCUCCCCUCUCUGCCAGUACUCUUCCGAGGAUGGCGUGAUCCAGGAAUGGCAGCACGCGCAUCUCGGCGGCAUCUUCACGCGCGGGCCCGGCCUCACCAUGGUCGAAGCCACCGCCGUCCUCCCCGAGGGCCGCAUCACGCCCGAGUGCGCCGGCAUCUGGAACGACGCGCAGGCCGCCGCCUGGUCCAAAAUCGUCGAGUUCGCGCACUCACAGGGCCAGAAGAUCGCGAUCCAGCUCGCGCACGCCGGCCGCAAGGCGUCCACGCUCGCGCCCUUCGUCAACUUCGGGCGCGUCGCGGACGCCGCCGCGGGCGGCUGGCCCGAGGACGUCCUGGGGCCGAGCACGAUCCCCUUCGCCGAGCAGUUCCCGCAGCCGAAGGCGCUCACGAAGGCAGGCAUCGAGCGCAUCGUCGCGGGCUUCGUCGCGGCCGCGAAGCGCGCGGUGCGCGCGGGCUUCGACGUCGUCGAGGUGCACGGCGCGCACGGGUACCUCAUCAGCUCGUUCCUGAGCCCGACGAGCAACGACCGCACGGACGAGUACGGCGGGAGCUUCGAGAACCGCGUGCGCCUCGCGCUCGAGGUCGUCGACGCCGUGCGCGCGGUCAUCCCGCCGACGAUGCCGCUGCUGUUCCGCGUCAGCGCGAGCGAGUGGCUCGAGGAGGUCUACCCGGACCGCCCGUCGUGGCGCUCGGAGGACACCGUGCGUCUCGCGGGACUCCUCGCGGAGCACGGCGUGGACCUGCUCGACGUGUCUUCGAGCGGGAACCACCCCGCACAGAAGAUCAAGACCGGGCCCGCGUACCAGGCGCACUUCUCGGAGGCAGUCAAGAAGGCGCACGGGGACAAGAUCCUCGUCGGCGCCGUCGGCUCGCUCGACAGCGGACACGUCGCGGAGGCCGUACUGCAGAAGGGCCAGGCGGACGUCGCGUUCGUCGGACGGCUCUUCCAGAAGAACCCUGGACUCGUGUGGACGUUCGCGGACGAUCUCGGCGUGGAGAUCCACCACGCUGGUCAGAUCGGCUGGGGCUUCAAGGGACGCGCGAGAACGAAUGUGCAAAAGAACGUCAACAAGUUGUAGACGUACACGGAUGUAUUCGCCGGGGUCGCUUUGUCAAUAAUACACUCUAUAAUCGC